AAAAACAAAAACACUUGAAAGAGAGGGCAAAGCUGGAAGACUCAUGAAAUUAUAUGACCUAGCGCAGGAAGAGCAAUGGACACAGGAGACACUCAAGAAAUACUUGUCAAUUGAAUGAAUAAAGAUGUAUCUCCUCUAAAGAGUUUUGUUUCUCAGGACAGCUUACCACCUGUUCAGUUUCCAGCUCUCCUACAAUGAUAAGAUUUUUCAAGAGCCAGCCUCCUUCUAUUAAGAGGAGAAGAAAACAGCAUGUGGAAAAUGAACUGGGCCGAUUUCGAAGACACUAAACCUCACCUAGCCAGCUCAGCGAGCAGACGGGAGGGGCGGCAACAUGAAGGUGGCUCCGCCUCCGGACCGCGGAACUCCCGCGCUCGCGAGGGGACAGGACAUCGCGGGGCUGCGCCUCUGUCGCUCAUUGGAGGAGUUCCGGGGGCGAGGUGCGCAGCGAAAACCAAUCACGGCUGGCGAGUGCACGCACGUGCCGUGGCUGGCCUAAGUCUCUGCAGGGGCUUUAGGAGGUUUGGGGCCUAAAGGACGCGAGCUGAGCUGAACCCCGAUUCAGGGAAGCCGGCUGGGAAAUAACCAACUCUGACCUACGCGAGCCGUUGUUUUGCGCUAGUUGCUCGCUCCGGGCCGGCUAUCAUGUGGGCUUCCCUGCGGUUAGCCCUGCGGCCCUGCGCCCGCGCCCUGGUCCCCGGGCCGCGCGCUUAUCACGGGGACUCGGUGGCCACGCUGGGUACCCAGCCGGACUCAGGUUCUGUCAUCUACCAGGAAAACUAUGAACAGAUGAGGGUACUUGUAAAUCAACUCCAUGAACGAGCACAGAAAAUAAGAUUAGGAGGCAGUGAGAAAGCCCGAGAACGCCACAUAGCAAGAGGAAAACUUUUAGCCAGAGAAAGAGUGGACAGUCUUAUAGACCCAGGGUCUCCAUUUCUGGAAUUAUCCCAGUUUGCAGGUUACCAGUUAUAUGCUAAUGAGGAGGUCCCUGCCGGUGGCAUUAUUACAGGCAUUGGGAGAGUCUCAGGAGUAGAAUGUAUAAUUGUUGCCAACGAUGCCACCAUCAAAGGAGGUACCUACUAUCCCGUGACUGUGAAGAAACAUUUGCGGGCUCAAGAAAUUGCAAUGCAAAACAGGCUCCCCUGCAUCUACCUGGUUGAUUCAGGAGGCGCAAACUUACCUCGGCAAGCAGAAAUAUUUCCAGAUCGAGAUCACUUUGGCCGUAUAUUCUAUAACCAGGCAAUUAUGUCUUCUCAGAAUAUUGCCCAGAUAGCAGUGGUCAUGGGCUCCUGUACAGCAGGUGGAGCUUAUGUGCCUGCAAUGGCUGAUGAAAACGUCAUUGUACGCAAGCAGGGUACCAUUUUCUUGGGAGGACCCCCGUUGGUUAAAGCUGCAACUGGAGAAGAGGUCUCAGCUGAGGAUCUUGGAGGGGCCGAUCUGCACUGCAGAAAGUCUGGAGUAUCCGACUACUACGCUUUGGAUGAUACUCAUGCCCUUCACAUAACUAGGAAGAUUGUGAGGAAUCUAAAUUAUCAGAAGAAAUUGGAUGUGUCCAUUGAGCCUUCUGAAGAUCCUUUGUUUCCUGCUGAUGAAUUGUAUGGAAUAGUUGGUGCUAACCUCAAGAGGAACUUUGAUAUCCGCGAGGUCAUUGCUAGAAUCGUGGAUGGAAGCAGAUUCAAUGAGUUCAAAGCCUUAUAUGGAGAGACGUUAGUUACAGGAUUUGCUAGAAUAUAUGGAUACCCUAUAGGUAUCAUUGGAAAUAACGGAGUUCUCUUUUCUGAAUCUGCAAAAAAGGGGGCUCACUUCAUCCAGUUAUGCUGCCAAAGGAAUAUUCCUCUGCUGUUCCUUCAAAACAUUACUGGGUUUAUGGUUGGCAGAGACUAUGAGGCUGAAGGAAUUGCCAAGGAUGGUGCGAAGAUGGUGGCUGCUGUGGCCUGCGCCAGUGUGCCUAAGAUAACUGUCAUCAUCGGGGGGUCGUAUGGGGCCGGAAACUAUGGGAUGUGUGGCAGAGCAUAUAGCCCAAGAUUCCUCUACCUGUGGCCAAAUGCUCGUAUCUCCGUGAUGGGAGGAGAGCAGGCAGCCAAUGUGUUGGCCACAGUGGCAAAGGACCAGAGAGCACGUGAAGGAAAACAAUUCUCCAGUGCUGAUGAAGCAGCUUUAAAAGAGCCCAUCAUUAGGAGGUUUGAAGAGGAAGGAAACCCUUACUAUUCCAGUGCAAGGCUGUGGGAUGAUGGGAUUAUUGAUCCCGUGGACACCAGACUGGUCCUGGGUCUCAGUAUUAGUGCAGCCCUCAACGCACCAAUCCAGAAAACUGACUUUGGCGUCUUCAGGAUGUAACUGGAAUGUAAAGCAUCUUCCGUUGGAGUACCCAAAAUUAACAUAUUAGUAGCCUUAAAAUUUUAGACUUUUCCAACAUGUGGUUAUUAUAGUAAAAUUGUUUUCUUAGCACAGUGCAUCAUACUUUCCUACCUUAAACAAAAAUCAGUGAAGAUACUUAUUUGAUGAACUUCAAUUCCUUGUGCAUUUUCUUCAACAAAUUUUUCUGUGGCUCAGCUUUACCACCCAUAAAGUGAAGAGGAUAGCUUACAGUUACCCUUUCUAACCCACAGGUAGCGUGAAAAGUCCAAUAAUCUGUACACUCCAUGUAUGAUUGAGAUAACAUAAAGUCAUUUUUCCACUGAAA
Molecule: messenger RNA, 2680 nt
Organism: Suricata suricatta (meerkat)
Lineage: Eukaryota; Metazoa; Chordata; Mammalia; Carnivora; Herpestidae
Gene: MCCC2
Product: methylcrotonoyl-CoA carboxylase 2
Exons: 17
Coding region: 643-2334 (563 amino acids)
Biological process (GO): L-leucine catabolic process
Cellular component (GO): mitochondrion; methylcrotonoyl-CoA carboxylase complex
Molecular function (GO): methylcrotonoyl-CoA carboxylase activity
Source: RefSeq, a predicted model, not a curated record